Molecule: messenger RNA, 1681 nt
Organism: Pantherophis guttatus
Lineage: Eukaryota; Metazoa; Chordata; Lepidosauria; Squamata; Colubridae
Product: twisted gastrulation protein homolog 1-like
Biological process (GO): regulation of BMP signaling pathway
Source: RefSeq, a predicted model, not a curated record
AGGAGCCCCCACCUGCCUGCCCGUCCGCCUGGCUGCCCCGAAGCGAUCGUCCGCAUUUGGGGCGAGAGGGGGGGGGAGAAAGGAAAGGAGGCCCGAUCUCUUGCUCCCCCCCUACUCCCGACCAUCCACCGGCCUGUCCCCUGCCCCACUCCCUUCUCUCCUCCUCCUCCUCCUGGAGAAAAAAAAAACGGGGGGCGACCCAUCUUCGCCCUUCCUCCGCCCGCCCCCCCCCAAAAGACGGCCGCAGAGUCUCCGCUUUUGCCCAGGUACAGCUGGCAGCCAUGCGCUGGUGGGUGGUUUUGCUUUUCGUGGCAGCCGCAUGGGCUGUGGGUCCACGCCAAGGGGUGCAAUAAAGCACUUUGUGCGAGUGACGUCAGCAAGUGUUUGCUGCAGGAAAUGUGCCAGUGCAAAGCCAACCGUACCCGUUGCUGUCGGCAGUGCGCGUUCUGCCUGGCUAAACUCUGGGAGCCUUGCUGUGAUUGUGUAGGUCUGUGUGAUGAACGCAUCUUAACCGCUCCUCACCCUGCCCAACGAAGUUCCAUGCACGAUUUGGUGUCACCGGUACCGUCCCUGUUCCGGGCGCUCCUGGCACUCUCCAACAAUCAUCCUGCUCUCGGCUGGAGCAUCGUGACUCUGCCGUUAGAAGAGGAACUGCGGCAAAACCACGUGGAUACCGGACAUCUUCUGCUGGGACCACAUACAGACUUGGUGCUCCCGGAUCCCGACACCGCCAAGGGCCCGAAUGCGACGGCGCCAGCUUGCCAGUCCAUUUACUUCAACGACUGCCUGUCCAUGAGCCGGUGCCGCGCAGCCUGCCAGUCGGUGGGCGCCUGGCGUUACCGCUGGUUUCACAGCGCCUGCUGCCAAUGCCUGGGGCCGGAUUGCCAGGGCUACGGAGGUGCCCACGCCAAUUGCUCCAACUGCCGGGACUGAGUUGGGGUUGCUUUCUCCUUCCUCGCCUCGCAGAGCGUCGCCUCGCCUGCACUUUUCUGCGCAGCCUUCCCCCCCUUGCAAACCGCACGCGGCCAUUACAGGUAGUCCUCGACUUACGACCGCAAGGGAGCCCCACAUUUCCAUUGUUAAGCGAGGCAUUCUUGUCCCCCCCCCCAUUGUUAAGUGACUCGCCACAGUAGAUAAGUUAGUAACAUGGUCAUUAAGUGAAUUUGGCACCCCCCCUUGACUUUUCUUGUCAGAAGGUCGCAAAAGGGGAUCCCAUGAUCUUGGGACACAGCCAGGGUCGUAAGUAUGAAUUUGCUGCCAAGCAUCGGAAUUUUGAUCCUAGGAUCAUGGGGUUGUUACAAAGGUCGUAAGUGUGAAACGCUGCCGUUAAGUCACUUUUUUCAGUGCUGUUGUGACUUCAAACGGUCCCUAAACGAACUCCUGUAAGUCGAGGACUUCGCUGUAUUGCUUCCUGCUUCAGCCUGCUUUCCAAACCCAGAUAUUUUCAGCAGCGAGAACAAGUUUAGGGGGGGCACCGAAGACCCCUGCCCAGCCCAGUCUUUCCCUCUGCAGCUGGGGGUCCAUCUGUCCUGGGACCUCACUUUGGACAUUUUUCCUUCCUUACCCCCCCCCCCACCUUAGUUUUGCUGACAUCAGCCCCGUGCACGAAUCCUCAAAUCCAUUCUUUUAAAGAUAAAAUAUCUUUGUAGUAUUUUGUAGAAAUAAAAAUAAUGGGGGAAAA